Zychaea mexicana is the source of this 936-nucleotide messenger RNA. RefSeq lists its product as uncharacterized. The record is from RefSeq and is a predicted model, not a curated record. The transcript is spliced from 4 exons. Bases 1 to 936 code for a protein of 311 amino acids. NCBI's taxonomy places the organism in Eukaryota, Fungi, Mucoromycota, Mucoromycetes, Mucorales, Lichtheimiaceae.
AUGUUCUUUGAAAUCAUCUUUGCGUUAUUCACCUUGCUUGCUGCCAUACGUUUCAUGGCACAAAAUAUUACUAUAUGUUUGGAGCUCAUCAUUGCAACCGUCAUUAUUGCAUUGUUAUCAAGCCCAUUUUAUUAUGCUUUGAUUAUUUCUCCUCUUGCCCCAUAUUUUCCACCAUUGUGCGAUCCUAUCGAUCCGCCUACCCCCAGAUCAUCUUACUCUCAAAACAUUUCAUCACCUCGUACCGUAGCUGGUUUGUCUUCUCCCGCCGUUGCUGGUUUGUCUCCUCCCGCCGUUGCUGAUUUGUCUUCUCCCGUCGUUCCUGAUUUGUAUCCUCAUACCACUGCCGAUUUGUCUCCUCAUGCCACUGCCGAUUUGUCUCCUCAUAGCAUUGCCGAUUUGUCUACUGCCAUUGCUGAUUUGCCUCCUCAUAGCAAUGCCGAUUUGUCUCCUGCCAUUGUCGAUCUGUUUCCGCCUACCACUGCUGAUCUGUCUCCGCCUGCCAUUGCCGAUCUGUUUCCGCCUAUCAUUGCCGAUUGGUCUCCUACCAUUGCUGAUCUGUCUCCGCCUACCAUUGCCGAUUUGUCUCCGCCUACCAUUGCCGAUCUGUCUCCGCCUACCUUUGCUGAUCUGUCUCCACUUGCCUUUGCUGAUUCGCCUUCAGUUACCAUAAAGAAAGAUGCUGUCGAAGAACUCGCUGAUUUGUUCGGUAAUCUCGACGUGGCGGACGACCACGCACAAGUCUUGGCCGCGACAAACUCACACAUUGAAAGAUUCUGCACGGAACGUCGCGAGUGCCUCCGUCGCGAAAAAACAUUAAGAAGAAAAACACAAAGAUACCAAAAAGCACGUCAGAAAUCACAUCAGAAAUAUUUAAAAGCGCUACAAGAUUAUGUUACAACCGGUCGCGCCACUGCCACCAUCAACGAUAUCAACUGA